Messenger RNA from Urocitellus parryii (Arctic ground squirrel), 1904 nucleotides. RefSeq names its product ARL6 interacting reticulophagy regulator 1 (gene Arl6ip1). Gene Ontology annotation, biological process: cotranslational protein targeting to membrane. The record is from RefSeq and is a predicted model, not a curated record. NCBI's taxonomy places the organism in Eukaryota, Metazoa, Chordata, Mammalia, Rodentia, Sciuridae. Gene Ontology annotation, cellular component: membrane; Sec61 translocon complex.
ACCUCGCGCUCCAGUCGCGGUGCGGGUAUCCGGCGAAGGUAGCCGGAGGAUACCUUGCGCUCGUUGAGACUGCACUUCAGGGACGAUGGCGGAGGGAGAUAAUCGCAGCACCAACCUGCUGGCUGCAGAGACUGCAAAUCUGGAAGAGCAGCUGCAAGGAUGGGGAGAAAUGAUGCUGAUGGCCGAUAAAAUUCUCCGAUGGGAGAGAGCCUGGUUCCCACCUGCCAUCAUGGGUGUGGUUUCCUUGGUGUUCCUGAUUAUCUAUUAUCUAGAUCCAUCUGUUCUCUCCGGUGUUUCCUGUUUUGUUAUGUAUUUGUGCUUGGCUGACUACCUUGUUCCCAUUCUAGCACCUAGAAUUUUUGGCUCCAAUAAAUGGACCACUGAACAACAACAAAGAUUCCAUGAAAUUUGCAGCAAUCUAGUGAAGACCCGACGCAGAGCUGUGGGCUGGUGGAAGCGCCUCUUUACAUUAAAGGAAGAAAAGCCUAAAAUGUACUUCAUGACCAUGAUCAUUUCUCUUGCUGCGGUUGCUUGGAUUGGACAGCAAGUCCACAAUCUAUUUCUCACCUACCUAAUAGUGACUUUCUUAUUGUUGCUUCCUGGAUUAAACCAACAUGGAAUCAUUUCGAAGUACAUUGGAAUGGCCAAAAGGGAGAUAAACAAGCUUCUCAAACAAAAAGAAAAGAAAAAUGAAUAAUGCAUCUAUCUGCUUUAUUCCUGUGUUUAUGGAGUCUGCAUCACCCCUGGGAACAGUUGCUACUAUGCUGUCUGGAUACUAAAAUGUUACAGAAGUAGCUCUAGCUCCGCCUCACUCUGCCCUUAGUUGAUAGAAAUUCACACUUGCCAGGUAAGGCUUUGUGCACAGUGUCUUUGAGUCAGGUGUAGCUGGGCACAUUUUCAUCAGUUGACCUUAAGUGGACAACUCAUUAGUGAGUAUGACUCGUCUUGAUUUUUCUCACCCAGGGUUAAUUGAAUUUUUACUUUUGACGACUUCCUUUAAAAUAACAGUGGUGAUUUUUACUUUUUAGUAUGAUUAACAGUGUUGACAUUUGUUCUAGCUACUGCAAGGUAGUGGUCUGUGGCUAUAAAAAGCUGAAUCUACUGUCUGCUUCCACAGUCUGCUUUAAAAACCUGUCAGGCUUCAUGAAUAUAUAGAGACCAAGUUUACUACUUCUGAUGAAGAGACCAAUUAAGAUUCGUUCCUUGUGCUGGUUUUUUGUUUGUUUGUUUUUUACCAUGGGAGAAGAAUCCCCAUGGAAUAAAAUGAAAUUAAUUCCAUGCCCUAGUUUGUAUAGGUUUCAAACUCCCUUGUGCAAAACUUAGCCAUUUCUAGGAAACAUUGAUUCUUUGUUCCACAGGGAAUCUGACAGGCUUAGAGCUCUUGUUCUCUGCACUACUUCAAGUUAGUAAACCCUUAAGCCUUUUUAACAGCAGACUUCUAAAAGACUGUAUUUAGGAUUUUCAGCAUACUUAGCAUUUCAGGUUUUCAGCUGACCUGAAGUGCACAGUAGGUCGAGACCUGAGUCUGUGACCUUUACUCCAUGACCAGCUAAACAAAGACAAGUCUGCCGGUGUUGAAUGAAAGUUCAUUGCAGUAGAGAAAAAAAUAAUCUGAUUCUUAAGACCAGAGAAAGCCUUCAAGGGUAAGCCUCAAAAUUCCCUUCUUUGGUAAUAAUGACGAUUACUUGGUCGCCCUCCGUUUGGCAUUGAAGAGAGUUCUACACUGAUGACUUUUUUUUUCUCGAUAUUUCUUUGAAAAAUUCAAGGGCUGUUGGUGACAGCAGACAUGUAGUGAUAGCUGGUCUCUGGUCUAUGUAGACCUUGUGACUCUUUGGAAAGCUUAUCAUUCUUUCCUUCUCAGUAGCUAGAAAUUUAGAGUAGUUAACACCUGUAGGAAUAAACCU